Lachancea lanzarotensis is the source of this 498-nucleotide messenger RNA. RefSeq names its product LALA0S05e04412g1_1. Gene Ontology annotation, cellular component: cytoplasm. The transcript has a single exon. NCBI's taxonomy places the organism in Eukaryota, Fungi, Ascomycota, Saccharomycetes, Saccharomycetales, Saccharomycetaceae. Bases 1 to 498 code for a protein of 165 amino acids. The record is from RefSeq and is a predicted model, not a curated record. Gene Ontology annotation, biological process: regulation of translational initiation.
AUGUUACUGAUAGGGCCCUCGAGGAUGGUGAUAUACAGAUCUACUAGAACGAUGGGUACAUGGAGCGUUUCCGAUGUUAUAGUUGACAAAAAAUCUAAGUUUCAAGGCAGAUGUUGCAGUUUAAAAGGUCAAGAUGAGAUACCCGGUAUAUUGGAAGAAUUGGUGAAUACCAACAAAUCAGUCAGCAAAGCGUCUCACCCAUGCAUGUAUGCUUGGAGAACUGGUACGCCCGCCGCAGUAGAAGUUCCAGGCUUCAAAAGAGGUAAGAAAGUGUUGAAGACGGAGAAUAGGGUUCAAAACUUGGAGCAGGGUUGUGACGAUUGUGGAGAGGCCGGAGCUGGUCAAAGAUUACUCACCCUUCUGGAACAUAGUGGGGUAACUAACGUUCUAGUAGUGGUUUCACGAUGGUAUGGUGGAACUCCUUUAGGUAGUGCACGAUUUCGUCAUAUAACGACAGCAGCGGUGGAAAGUUUGAAACAAGGUAGUUUCGUACCUUGA